Molecule: messenger RNA, 841 nt
Organism: Corythoichthys intestinalis (scribbled pipefish)
Lineage: Eukaryota; Metazoa; Chordata; Actinopteri; Syngnathiformes; Syngnathidae
Gene: commd4
Product: COMM domain containing 4
Exons: 8
Coding region: 213-737 (174 amino acids)
Source: RefSeq, a predicted model, not a curated record
CAGCCAUGGUAAAACAUCUUAUAUUAUGUUUAAUUCUAUUGUUUUUUAUUGCAAUAGAAUGCACUCAUCCAAACGUUUGUCAAUGUUUGAAACUGUAUUAAUUCGAUUCUAUUCUGCUGAUUUAUCGUCGCGCCUGGACUAAGCGGUUCCGAUUCUGCGGGGAUUUAGACUGCCCCGAUUGGGUGCUUGCCGAAAUCAGCACAUUGUCCAAAAUGUCUAGUGUAAAGAUGAAACUCCUUUGUGCGCAAGUACUGAAGGGUCUGCUCGGGGAGGGCAUUGAUUAUGAUAAAGUCACAAAGCUUACAGCUGAUGCAAAGUUUGAUAGUGGAGACAUCAAAGCCAGCGUGGCUGUCCUUAACUUCAUUUUGUCCAGCGCUGCAAAGCAUGAUGUCGAUAGUGAAUCUCUGUCCAGUGAGCUGCAGCAGCUAGGACUGCCUAAAGAACACACAAUGGGGCUGUGCAAAUCGUAUGAAGAUAAGCACUCUGCAGUGCAGGACAAACUGAGAGAGAUGAGUUUAAGAUUGGGUAGACUGGAGGCUGUGUCGUGGCGUGUAGACUACAUUGUGAGCUCCAGCGAGAUGAAGGAGGUCAACGAAGCGACCGUUCAGCUAAAGAUACAGAACGAAGAAGCCGGGUCGGGCACCUCGCAAAGCACUCUCGUCUCGCUCUCUGCCGACAAGUUCAGAGUCUUGCUUUCAGAACUCAAGCAAGCCCAGGCUAUGAUGAACGCUUUGUAAUGACCAACUGAAUACCUUCCUCCCUCCUUGGUUUUGAAACUGGACACAAAUGCUGUGUUCUAUUCAUUUUUGUCAUUUUCUAUGAAUAAAUGUAUUGCUUGUUA